GCGUCCCUUCUCCUCUCCCCGCCCUUCAUCUCACCUCCCCUUCGGCGGCCCGUUUCCUCAUCGUCACCGCUGAGGUCUACCUGCCGAACCUGUGCCACUGACCUACUUCACCCAAACAUACAGCAUGUCGGCGUUCUUCUAAAUCCACUGCCGCAUAAAAUGAAGGGAAACGGUCGAGUGUUUUAACUUAAGCGCCGCCUUUGCCGGGUGGAAAUGCAGGACAAAAGCGGUAAAGGAGCAGCCGUCGGAGGAGACGCAGCAGCCGCAGCGCAGAACCCAGUACAUUUGAAUGGGCAUAGCACUCCUUCAAAUGGCUACAGCCAAGGAAUUACACCGACCCCACAGCAGCCGUCGGAUUCCAGCGCCCCUUUUCCUGGGCCCCCCCCAGCCGCGGUUGUUGAGAGGGAUCAGUGGGGAGGGAAGUACGAGUUCCUGCUCUCCUGUAUCGGUUACUGCGUGGGUCUGGGCAACGUGUGGAGGUUCCCUUACCUGUGUUACCGUAAUGGAGGAGGAGUGUUUCUCAUCCCCUACUUCAUUAUGCUCUUUGUGACGGGAGUACCUCUCUUUCUCAUGGAGCUGAGUUUAGGCCAGUAUGGCUCAGCUGGCCCAAUCAUGGUGUGGAAAUGCUGCCCUCUGCUUAAAGGCAUUGGAAUCGGGAUGCUGUGUGUGUCCACGUUGGUGUGCCUCUACUAUAAUGUGAUCAUAGCGUGGACAUUUUACUACCUGGGCAGCUCUUUCCAGAGCCCCCUGCCCUGGUCGUGUGAUGCCCUGAGCAACGCUCUGAUCUGCGGUAAUGGCACCGUUGGCAAUAGCUCCAUGGAAGGACGGCACAGCCCAACAGAAAUUUUCUGGAAUGAGAAAGUUCUGGGUGUCGUGAACAGUGAGGGCCUUCAUGACCCGGGCCCUGUGCGUUGGCCCCUGGCUCUGUGCCUCUUGGCUGCCUGGAUCAUCAUCUUCCUCUGUAUGCUGAAAGGCAUCCGCAGCUCUGGGAAGGUGGUCUAUGUAACAGCUACCUUCCCAUACUUUGUCCUCAUUGUUUUGAUAAUCCGAGGUGCCACACUGGAGGGUUCUCUUCAGGGCGUCGCUUUCUACCUCACACCAGACUGGAGCCGUUUAGCUAACGCACAGGUGUGGAACGAUGCCGCCUCUCAGAUCUUCUACUCUUUAGGCAUAGGGGUUGGAGGGCUGCUUUCUAUGGCGUCUUACAAUAAGUUCGACAACAACGUCAUCAGGGACACCAUCGUUAUCACAGUUGGAAACUGCAGCACCAGCUUCUUUGCAGGAUUUGCUAUAUUCUCCAUCCUGGGUCACAUGGCGUGGAGGAAGGGAGUGCCUGUUGGAAAGGUGGCAGACACAGGUCCUGGACUGGCUUUUGUUGCUUAUCCAGAAGCGCUCGCUCUCCUACCAGGCUCUGUUUUUUGGUCUAUCAUGUUCUUCCUCAUGCUAUUCAUGCUUGGGGUCGAUACUCUGUUUGGCAACAUGGAGGGCAUCACCACAGCCGUAUUGGAUGAGUUCCCCAACCUCAGAAGGAACACCUUCCAUAAGGCCUUGUUUUUGGGCACGCUGUGUUUUGUCUUCUACCUGAUGGGCCUCCUGCUGGUGACGGAUGGCGGGAUAUACUGGUUCACUCUCAUUGAUUCCUUCAGCACCAGUUUUGGCCUCAUCAUCAUCACCCUAUUCAUGUGCAUUGGCAUCUCCUUCUUUUAUGGAGUCAAUCAGUUCUGUCAGGACAUCAUUGACAUGAUCUGCCACUGCCCUCCUUGGUGCAGCAAAGUGCUGAUUUACUUCAAAGCCUGUUGGGUUUUCUGCACACCUUUUCUCCUUCUGUUCAUCCUGAUCUACAUUUUCUUAGAGAUGUACAACACACCCCUCCAGUAUGGCUCGUACGUGUAUCCGCGGUGGGGCAAAGGUUUAGGUGUGUGCAUGGGUGCGACCUGCUGUUUGCAGAUCCCCAUUUGGGCCAUUGUGGCCAUCAGCAGGGAAACCGGGAGUCUAAAAGAACGCUUCAAAAAAUCAAUCCGACCUCUGAACUCCUGGAGGGUAAACAACUCAAACCGCGCAGCGAUUAGCGAGGAGCAGGUGGAGCCUGAGCAAGUGGAGGCUCCUUACACCGUCACGCUCACAGACAUGGAUUUUACAGCCAUGACCUGGGAAAUGGGAAGCGAUGCAUAAGGAGACGGCAGGGAUGGGCAUUUAUUGAAGAGCAAACUAUUUGUUUAAGAGACAGAUUUUUCUUUUUGUUUUUUUACUCGCCCCAGCAAGGAUCUGGUGGCUGUUGGAUCUGGUGUCCUGCUGGCCAGUGUGGAAUAAUAGAUUUAUUUAUUCUACCUUGUAUGUAUGUAUAAAUGUUGUUUUUAAAGAACCUGCCUUGGAUUGAUGCCAGCAUACAGAGGUUAAGUUGACCGUCUUGUAUAAUGAACUUGCUGAUUUAAAAAAAAAACAACAAAAAACAAUAUCAUCAUGAAGCCCCCUCCAUGGAAGGACAUGAAGGAAUUGAUAUUUAUAUCCGACUAAAUGGUAUUCCCCACAAACCCCUUCAUCAUCGACAUAUUUUAACCAACCUUCUUAUUUAAACGGAAUAAAAAGUAUUUUAAGGAUAAAUACAUCAGAUGAUUUGUUAAAUUAAGUAUUAAAGAAGUUUCUUAUGAAUGUUAAUUUUUGCUGGCAACUUAUAUAUUUAUUUUAUUUUCAACAUUGUCCGACAUGCAAACACUAUAUGUGUGGAGGAAAACUAGCACUGCUCAUCUUCUGGGACACACCACCCCCACUGUGAAACACGGCAGUGGCAGGAUCAUGCUGCAACCCUUUUCCUUCAGAAGGAACCAGGAAGCGGGUCAAAGUUGAUGGGAUGCAGGACAUAGAUUUAAUACUAUGUUUAAUCCUAAAAGUUAAAAACUGUCUGUAAAAUGUAGAAAAAUAAUGUAUUGGUGUUUAUUUGCAGGAUUGGCCUUAAUGCAUUUAUGUACGGUAGUAAUGGUGACAUGUUGGUGGAACUGUAGUGGUGUUGCCAAGUCUUUUGGUAUCAGUAAAGAAAGGAGUUUAUUUAUUUUCAUUUUUUUUUUUUUUUUAGUGACAAAAUGAACAUGAACCUUCCAUUUUUGUUUACCAAACUAGUUGCACUUUGGACCCUGUGUGCCUGGAGGUGGGGUUUGUUCUAAGAAAGCACCUUGAAAGCUGUAUACUGUAUGCUGCCUUGUUAAACAAUCUAAAAACUAUUACACUGUUGCUUUUUCAAAAA
Messenger RNA from Cyprinodon tularosa, 3238 nucleotides. It is a transcript of the gene slc6a7, whose product is annotated as solute carrier family 6 member 7. The record is from RefSeq and is a predicted model, not a curated record. Bases 214 to 2172 code for a protein of 652 amino acids. Gene Ontology annotation, molecular function: L-proline transmembrane transporter activity. The transcript has 14 exons. Gene Ontology annotation, biological process: sodium ion transmembrane transport. NCBI's taxonomy places the organism in Eukaryota, Metazoa, Chordata, Actinopteri, Cyprinodontiformes, Cyprinodontidae. Gene Ontology annotation, cellular component: membrane.